AUGCCCCCCAAGAAAAAAGCUGCUCGCGCCAGCACCCAAAGCGCCACGCCAGCCACCACCGAUGGCGGCGGCGAGGCCAUGGAGAUCGACUCAACCGUGCAAACACCGACAACCCCCGCAGCACCUCAACCUUCUCAACCAAAAUCCCCUCUGAAACUCGUGACCGACCCCUGGACCGACGACCAAAUGGCGUCCCUCUUCAAAGGCGUGAUCCGCUGGAAACCGGCCGGCAUGCACAAGCACUUCCGCAUGCUGGCCAUCAGUGAGCACCUGCGUAACCACGGAUUCGAUCCGGACCAGCAUCCGCAUACACGGAUCCCGGGGAUAUGGGCUAAGCUGGGGGAGUAUUACAACCUGGAGGCGGUGGAUGAGAGAGAGAAUCAGAUGGAUCCACCGGAGGAGAUGGAAGAGGGGGGGCAAAGGCGGUAUGUGGACUUUACACUGCCGUGGGAGGAAUACGGGGAGAUGAUACUGGAGAGGGCAAGGAAAGAACCGAGCGAGGCGCCGACGAGUCCCGCGCAGUGGGAUCCUAAUGCCCCGCCGGGGAGUUAUGCUUCUGGAGCAACAACAACAACAACAACAACAACAACAACAGCAGCAGCAGCAGCAGCAGCAGCAGGAGGAGGAGGAGGAGGAGGAGAAUCCCAAGGGACGGCGGCACAGCCUACCACAAUGACUGGCACGACAAAGAAAAGAAAACGCGGCGAGGCGCAAGCCCAGACCCGCACGCGCAGCAGCACAGUUGAAGAUACAGAAAACGAGACGCCCACCGCGAGCCCAACCAGAAAAGGGACAACAGGGAAGGGGGCCAGAGGGGCCAGGGGGGCGGGUACUGCUACCAAACGCACAACGAGCAAGGCGAGGAAGGUGAAGGAGGAGUCACCUUCGUCGUCGUCGGAGAGCUCGGAGGAGGAAGAGGAAGAAGAAGAGGGAGAGGGAGAGGAAGAGGGAGAGGGAGAGGAAGAGGAGGAAGACUCGUCAUCGUCUUCGGAGGAGGAAGAAGAGGAAGAAGAGGAGGAGGAGACUGGGGCAACGGCAGCGAGGACCGGACGGGGUGGGGGAAGAGGAAGGGGGGCAAGGGGGAGAGGGAGGGGACGGGGACGAGGACGGGGACGGGGAAGUUGA
Thermochaetoides thermophila DSM 1495 is the source of this 1125-nucleotide messenger RNA. RefSeq lists its product as uncharacterized. NCBI's taxonomy places the organism in Eukaryota, Fungi, Ascomycota, Sordariomycetes, Sordariales, Chaetomiaceae. Bases 1 to 1125 code for a protein of 374 amino acids. Gene Ontology annotation, cellular component: nucleus; NuA4 histone acetyltransferase complex. The transcript has a single exon. Gene Ontology annotation, biological process: regulation of transcription by RNA polymerase II. The record is from RefSeq and is a predicted model, not a curated record.